UUCAACGUUACUCCACUUUGGAUAACAAAUACACAAACAGACCACAGUGGAUUAAUUCAUCUUUUUCCCCGCAAUCCUCAAAAUCAACCCUAAUUUACAAAAUUAAACUCAAAUUCUAUCCCAAAAACUUGAAUCAUACUAAGAGAUGGAUGAAUCAGAGAAGAGAAGAGAAAGAUUAAAAGCAAUGCGACUAGAAGCUACAUCUGAAAUUGUUUCCUCUUCUACUUCCUCAUCUUUCUCCCAACAAACCCUAAAUUCACCUCUUGCAAAUCCUUUGCUUGAUAACUUUGAUUCCAGUGUCGCUGCAACUCCUCCACCUCGUUUUGAUUUUUAUACUGAUCCAAUGGCCGCUUACGCCACCGAUAAACGCCGAACUUUCAUCCCUAGACCUAAUUUUUCACCCUCUUAUGGAGCAAGGAGCCACCCUGAAACGCACUUCUCUGGUGCUAAUCAGUUUCAUAAUAACUAUGUACUGCCUCAGGAUAUGUAUCGUGGUGGUGCUUCGUAUCAUAGCCCUGGCAGGGGUGGCCCUACAUCAAGCCCAAUGGGAUGGAGCCCACAUCCAGUGCAGCAAGGUAAUCCGGACUUUAGAACUGCACCUGGUAGGGGUCCCUACUUAAAUAAUACACCUGGUCCUGGAUCAUAUAGAAGUAGCCCUAAUCCUGGAUAUCAAGGUAGCCCUAACUUCAGAUCUCCUCCACCAGGAAGGGGUCAUUGGUCUAACAAUAGUCCGUGCCCUAGCCCUGGACGUGGAGAUGGCCCUAGCUGUGGUUUAGGGAGAGGGAACAUGCAUUGGAAUGGCAGGGGAAUCAGUCCAAGUACAGGAUAUUCUGGCGGAAGAGGUCAGGGAAGGGGAAGGGGAAGGGGAAGAGGCUAUCAUGACGGUCCAUCACAACCUUUUUACAACAACUCCAUGGUGGAAGAUCCUUGGAAAUUUUUGACUCCUGUAUUUUGGAAGGGAGAUGAACGGAAUGAUGCGAUAAGUUUUACAGACAGGCAAGGAUCUUUUAAUAUUAAUUUUCAUAAAACGCCUCCUUCACAGAAAACACCGACUGCAAAAAAAGCUCGGUUUCCAGAUUGUUUUGACACAUCAAGUUCAAAGCAGAGCCUUGCUGAGUUUUUAUCUGAAUCUUUUGACCAGGUUGAAGAUACAACUGUGUAAUGUUAUCAUUUGCAAGGAAAUGCUGUACUUUGUACUUCAUUUCCUUUUCUUCCUCUAAAAGUGUCAGUUACUUGUAACCUUACGUUGAUUAUGCAAUGUUGUUUUUAGUGGCACUGUAACAGAACUUGUGUACUUUAUAUCCAACCAUUUAAUUUAUAUUUUGAUAAUGCAAGGAAUAAUUAUCUCUUCA
Amaranthus tricolor (Joseph's coat) is the source of this 1352-nucleotide messenger RNA. Its product is annotated as protein SICKLE. The coding region runs from base 146 to 1162 and encodes 338 amino acids. The record is from RefSeq and is a predicted model, not a curated record. Gene Ontology annotation, biological process: miRNA processing; mRNA splicing, via spliceosome. Lineage: Eukaryota; Viridiplantae; Streptophyta; Magnoliopsida; Caryophyllales; Amaranthaceae. The transcript is spliced from 4 exons.